This is a messenger RNA of Anastrepha obliqua, 729 nucleotides long. RefSeq lists its product as uncharacterized. The record is from RefSeq and is a predicted model, not a curated record. Lineage: Eukaryota; Metazoa; Arthropoda; Insecta; Diptera; Tephritidae. Bases 1 to 729 code for a protein of 242 amino acids. The transcript has a single exon.
AUGCCCAAAGGCAGCAAAUCGAAAAAGGGUAUUGAGAACACAUCAUCCGAUGUAACGAUCAACAGCUCCGAUUCAAUUUCGUUUAAUAAAAGGAAAAAUGCGUCGAUUAAGCACCAAUUAAUUGCGUUAAACAAAACAUUGUCGUCGCAUCGUCUUGGUGAACUUGAUGAAGCUGAAAUUUCUGUCCACAUGGAGUACGUCGAAAGCAUUCACGACCACUUUGACCACGUGCAUUCUAUUCUCGAAGAAGCUGAUCCACGCGAACUAGAUGGAGUAGGCCGAGCAGAAUUUUUUGACGUGUACCUAGAAGUCAAAGCAAAGCUGUCGCGUGAGCUCAAUUUGCAUCGGAAGACAAACGCAAGGCAUUCAUCGACUGCUAGGCAUUUCGCAUUGGAAGAAUCGCCGACAACGUUAUUCUCGUCGCAAAGAAAGUCUCGCCUUCCUGAGCUGAAAAUACCGAAAUUUAGUGGAGCGUACAUUGAUUGGCCUAAUUUUUUUGCCAUGUUCAGCAGCGUUAUUGACAAGGACCUCGAUUUAAGCAAAGUGGAGAAACUCCAACAUUUACGCGCUAGUCUACAAGGAGCCGCUUUGGAAAAAAUUUGCUCACUAGAACCGGUUGAGGAGAAUUAUGAAAAGGCCCUAUUAAAAAAUCGAUUUGAUAACAAAUUACUUAUUUUUCAGGCUCACAUUAGGGUGAUUAUCGAGUUGAAGAGUGUUGAUAAAGGUUAA